AUGUCGCAACCACCGUCGACACCCGUCAAGGUCCCGUCCUCGGCGGCCAACUACACCCCGGCGACCCUUGACCCAGACCUUCGCUCCCAGAUCAACACGCUGCUCAUCCGGGAGGGACACAUUACCAAGAUACAAGAACGUCUACUCCACAGCCUCGAUUCCCACAAUGCCAACUGGCCGACUGCCAUACAAGCUCACGCCCUCUCCCUCCUCCGCAACGGCGAGGUCAGCACCUUCCCUGCCCUCAUCAAGCGGGUCCUCGAGGACGUCCGUCACGAGACAGCCACCGCCGCGUCUUCCUCUACCAGCACCAGCGGCGAUGCAGAUUCCGCCUCGGCCUCGAACGGGACCACAUCAGCGGCGAACGGCACAUCAGACAAGAAGGGAGUCAAUGGCACAUCAUCAAACGGCACAGUAUCGGACGGAGGUAACAGCCUGGCCGUGCCCGCCGCAGUCGUCGAGACUGUCCUCAAGGUGACGCGGGAGAGUCUCGAGGCCGUGUGCGAGAUUGACAACAGCAGCUCCUCGGGUGGUGGCGGCUAG
Microdochium trichocladiopsis is the source of this 543-nucleotide messenger RNA. RefSeq lists its product as uncharacterized. The record is from RefSeq and is a predicted model, not a curated record. Bases 1 to 543 code for a protein of 180 amino acids. The transcript is spliced from 2 exons. Lineage: Eukaryota; Fungi; Ascomycota; Sordariomycetes; Xylariales; Microdochiaceae.